AUGGAGGCUUCCAAUCUUUCUCCAUUGCUUUUGUUCUUCUUCUACUUCUCACUAUUGCAAACUUCCAUCAUUGCCACAAAAAAGUCUUACAUUGUUUACUUGGGUUCGGAACGCUCCUCUUCUCUGGAUCCUUCCUCUUUAUCGGAGCAUUCCCGACAAGUGACCGCGUUUCAUUAUGAUUUGUUGGGAACUUUAUUGGGAAGUCAAAAGAUGACUGAGGAAGCGAUUUUCUACUCCUAUACUACAAGUUUCAAUGGUUUCGCAGCCAAACUUGAUGAGAAAGAAGCCGCAAAUCUAGCAAGAAACCCUAAGGUGAUAUCAGUGUUUGAAAACAAGGCAAGAAAAUUGCACACAACACGGUCAUGGAAUUUCCUUGGAGUGGAGAACGAUGUAGGAAUUCCCUCAAACUCCAUUUGGAAUGCUGCAAAGUUUGGUCAAGAUAUAAUCAUAGCCAACAUUGACACAGGUGUUUGGCCAGAAUCAAAGAGCUUUAGUGAUGAAGGGUAUGGACCUGUGCCAUCAAAGUGGAGGGGAAUUUGUCAAACCGACUCCAACUUCCAUUGCAAUAGAAAGCUCAUCGGAGGAAGAUAUUUCUACAAAGGAUAUGUAGCCGCCGGAGGCACUCUCAAUGCCACUUCACUCACCGUACGCGACCACGACGGUCAUGGAACCCACACUCUCUCAACCGCCGCCGGAAACUUCGUCACCGGAGCCAACGUUUUCGGCCACGGCAGCGGCACGGCCAAAGGCGGUGCUCCAAAAGCCCGGGUCGCCGCCUACAAGGUCUGCUGGCCUCCAUUCUUAGGCUCACAAUGUUUGGACGCCGAUAUUCUCGCCGCUUUCGAAGCCGCUGUCGCCGAUGGAGUAGACGUCAUAUCGACUUCCCUUGGUGGAGCUGCUGAUGAAUAUUUCAACGAUCCACUUGCUAUCGCCGCCUUCCACGCCGUUCAACAAGGCGUCGUCGUCGUCUUCUCAGCUGGAAACUCCGGUCCUUUUCCGAUGACCGUCACCAAUAUUGCCCCCUGGAUAAACACCGUCGCGGCGGGCACCGUGGACAGAGAUUUCGCCAGUAAUGUGGCGCUUGGAAACAAAGAAGGUGUUAGCCUUUCUUCAAUUGCUCCAUUACCGAAGAAGUUCUAUCCAUUGAUUGAUUCUGUGAAUGCGAAACUCAGCAAUGUCACCGAAUUCCAUGCCCGAUUUUGCGGCGAGGGGACGCUUGAUCCGAUGAAGGUGAAAGGAAAGAUAGUGAUUUGCCAAGUAGGGGAGAUUGAAGGAGUAGAAAAGAGCUAUCAAGCUGCUCGAGCUGGUGCUGUGGGAGUAAUUGUGGCUAACGAUAUUGAAAAAGGAGACGAAAUUUAUCCCGAAUUACACUUCAUUCCAGCUUCUGAUAUUACCAAUAACGAUGCUCAAUUACUCCAAAAAUACCUCAACUCCACCACAACACCAAUGGCUCAUUUAACCAAGGUCAAAACAUUGCUGAAUAUCAAACCAGCUCCAAUCAUUGCUACCUUCUCUUCCAGAGGCCCCAACCCAAUUGAUCCCUUCAUUCUCAAGCCUGAUAUAACAGCACCUGGUGUGAAUAUAUUGGCUUCUUAUUCCACUGGAAAUGCUCCGACGUUCUCCUCCAACGACCAACGUCGCAUUCCUUUUAAUGUUAUCUCUGGCACUUCCAUGUCUUGCCCUCACAUUGCGGGUAUUGCCGGCCUUCUUAAGUCCAUUCAUCCUGAUUGGAGCCCCGCUGCCAUCAAAUCUGCUAUUAUGACCACUGCCAAAACAAGGGGCAACAACUUGCAAACGAUUCUCGACUCGACGAAACUCAAAGCCACGUCGUACGCUUAUGGCGCAGGAAUGGUACAUCCAAAUGAUGCGAGGGACCCUGGCCUUGUUUAUGAUACCACUAUUGAAGAUUACUUAAAUUUCUUGUGUGCUCGAGGCUAUAAUGCAAUGGAAAUGAAAAAAUUCUAUGCUAAGCCAUUUAAUUGUGUUAAAUCAUUCAAAGCCACAGAUCUCAACUACCCGUCGAUCUCGGUUGGGGUACUGAGAAUUGGUGCUCCCGUGACGAUCAAUAGAAGAGUUAAGAGUGUGGGAAGUCCAGGCACAUAUGUUGCACGAGUCAAGGUGUCACCUGGAGUUGCGGUUUUGGUUGAGCCAAGGACGUUGCAGUUUAGUAGUGUGGGUGAAGAGAAGGCCUUCAAGGUUGUAUUGCAAAACACAGGGAAAGUGAAACGUGGAGAUGUGUUUGGAACAUUGAUUUGGUCUGAUGGGAAGCAUUUUGUUAGAAGUCCCAUUGCAGUACAUUUGGGACCAGGGUCUAUGAGUCUGUUGGGGGCUGCAGUUAUGGAUCGUUGGGAUAAUCUUUCAGGGAUUGGAGUGGUUUCUCGUUGGAUUCCUCCUCCUACCCUUAGAUUAUCCUGCGAUGGGGGUGGGGGCAUUGGGUUGGCCAUGGAGGCUUUCAAUCUAUCUUCAUUGCUUUUGUUGUUUUUUCUUUUCCCUUUGUUGCAAACUUCCACCAUUGCCACCCAAAAGUCUUACAUUGUUUACUUGGGAUCACAUUCACACGGGUCGAAUCCUUCUUCGGUCGAUCUUCAAAUCGCAACAGAAUCUCACUAUAGUUUACUUGGAUCAUUGUUAGGAAGCAAUGAGGCAGCCAAGGAAGCAAUUUUCUACUCAUACAACAGACAUAUCAAUGGCUUUGCAGCCAUGCUUGACCAUAAAGUAGCAGAAGAUUUAGCAAGAAAUCCUGCUGUGGCAUCUGUUCAUGAGAACAAAGGAAGAAAACUGCACACAACAAGUUCAUGGAAAUUUCUUGGAGUAGAGCAUGAUGAUGGAAUUCCUACAAAAUCUAUUUGGAAUCUUGCAAGUUUUGGUGAAUCUACAAUCAUUGCCAACCUUGACACAGGCGUUUGGCCAGAAUCAAAGAGUUUCAGUGAUGAAGGAUAUGGACCUGUUCCCACAAGAUGGAAAGGAAGUUGUGAGGGUGGCUCCAAAUUUCAUUGCAACAGGAAGCUGAUUGGAGCAAGGUAUUUCAACAAAGGGUAUGCAGCUUAUGUGGGAUCUCUCAAUGCAACCUAUGAAACAGCAAGAGACCAUGAUGGACAUGGAACACACACUUUAUCAACUGCUGGAGGCAAUUUCAUUUCAGGAGCUAAUGUAUUUGGGAAUGGUAAUGGCACUGCAAAAGGAGGGUCCCCUAAAGCCCUUGUUGCUGCCUAUAAAGUAUGCUGGCCUCCAGUGGAUUCUGGUGGUAGUUGUUUUGAUGCUGACAUUUUAGCAGCCAUUGAAGCUGCUAUUAGUGAUGGAGUUGAUGUUCUUUCACUUUCACUUGGUGGAGAUUCCAAAGAUUUUUCCGACGACGUAGCAGCUAUCGGUGCCUUCCAUGCCGUUCAACAAGGUAUUGUCGUCGUUUGUUCUGCAGGAAACUCUGGACCGGCUCCAGGGACUGUAGAAAAUGUGGCACCCUGGAUCUUUACUGUGGGUGCUAGCACAAUCAACAGAGAGUUUACCAGUUAUGUGGCCCUUGGAAACAAGAAGCAUAUCAAGGGUGCAAGUCUUUCUGAUAAAAUAUUGCCAGCCCAGAAAUUCUAUCCAUUGAUCAGUGCUGCAUAUGCAAAAGCAAACCAUGUCUCUUUCGAUGACGCCCAACUGUGUGAGGAGGGGUCACUUGAUCCCAGAAAGGUAAAAGGGAAGAUUAUAAUUUGCCUUAGAGGGGAAAAUGCAAGAGUGGAUAAAGGUUAUGUGGCAGCUCAAGCAGGUGCUGUUGGAAUGAUUCUUGCUAACACUGAGCAAAAUGAGGAUGAACUUAUAGCUGAUGCACACCUACUUCCUGUUUCCCAUGUAAGCUAUACUGAUGGCCAAUCAAUCUACCAAUACAUCAAUUCCACCAAAACUCCAAUGGCUUACAUGACUCAUGCAAGAACAGAGCUGGGAAUCAAACCAGCACCAGUUAUGGCUUCAUUCUCAUCAAGAGGUCCCAACACGAUGGAGGAGUCAAUACUCAAGCCUGAUAUAACAGCACCUGGUGUCAAUAUCCUAGCAGCCUAUUCUGAAGAUGCAUCGCCAAGCGGUUCGUCGUUUGAUAAUCGUCGAAUUCCAUUUAAUAUAGUAUCUGGAACUUCCAUGUCAUGUCCCCACAUUUCUGGUAUUGUUGGCCUUCUCAAGACUCUUUAUCCAAAAUGGAGUCCAGCAGCUAUCAAAUCUGCAAUCAUGACCACAGCUGAAACCAGAGCCAAUGACAAACAUCCAAUACUAAAUACAGAGGAGCUCAAAGCCAACCCAUUUGCAUAUGGUGCAGGACAUGUCCAGCCCAACAGAGCAAUGAACCCUGGGCUUGUUUAUGACCUUACCACCAAGGACUACUUGAAUUUCUUAUGUGUUCUAGGUUACAACAAAACACAAAUCAGCAAAUUCUCGAAUACGUCGUUCGUUUGUUCGAAGUCAUUCAAACUAACAGAUUUCAACUACCCAUCAAUCUCCAUACCCAACAUGAAACCAGGCCUUGUAACAAUCAAAAGAAGAGUUAAGAAUGUGGGAAAGCCAAGCACUUAUGUUGCUAGAGUGAAGGUACCCCCAGGAGCAUCAGUUUCAGUUAAGCCAAGUACAUUGAAGUUUACUGGAAUUGAUGAAGAGAAGAGUUUCAAAGUUAUUGUGGGGAGUGUUGCAGAUAACAAGCAUAGUAGAGGCUAUGUAUUUGGGUCUUUAGUAUGGGAAGAUGGGAAGCAUCAUGUUAGAAGCCCAAUUGUAGUGAAUUUGGGAUGAUUUGGUAAAAGAAAAACAUGAUGGUGAUGGAUCAUUAUAUUUCUUUUGAACAAGUUUUUUUCUACCUAAAUUCUACU
This is a messenger RNA of Benincasa hispida (wax gourd), 4832 nucleotides long. The record is from RefSeq and is a predicted model, not a curated record. NCBI's taxonomy places the organism in Eukaryota, Viridiplantae, Streptophyta, Magnoliopsida, Cucurbitales, Cucurbitaceae.